AUGGGCGUAUGGCACAAAUUCUCCUCCGUAGCUCAUCCUCAAACUAAUGGUCAAACAGAGGUUACCAACAGAGCUAUCCUCCAGGGAUUAAAGAAAUGGCUAGAUGGGGCAAAGGCGAACUGGGCAGAAGAGCUCAACAGUAUCCUAUGGGCACUCCAAACUACCCCUAGAACGUCCACAAAAGAAACGCCCUUUGCACUUGCUUACGGCACAGAAGUCGUAGUCCCAGUCGAGCUGCAAAUCCCCACCCAUCGAGUCCAAUUUGUUAGCGAGAACAGUAACGACGACAAACUAAGGAGCAACUUGGACGCUCUCGAAGAAAUUAGGGAGGAAGCACAAGUCCGAGCUGCCGCCUAUCAACAACGGGCAGCUCGUUACUAUAACCAAAAGAUCAGGGAAAGAAGUCUAAAGGUAGGGGACCUAGCCCUCAGAAACUUGGAAGCCACGGAAAAAAGAGCUGCAAUGGGAAAAACAGAAUAUGAAGACCCUGUGGCAGAGAAACCUCAGGGGUAG
Manihot esculenta (cassava) is the source of this 513-nucleotide messenger RNA. RefSeq lists its product as uncharacterized. Lineage: Eukaryota; Viridiplantae; Streptophyta; Magnoliopsida; Malpighiales; Euphorbiaceae. Bases 1 to 513 code for a protein of 170 amino acids. Gene Ontology annotation, biological process: DNA integration. Gene Ontology annotation, molecular function: nucleic acid binding. The transcript is spliced from 2 exons. The record is from RefSeq and is a predicted model, not a curated record.